AUGGAAUACCAACAAGCCUGCGUGACGACAGGCGCCAGUGGGCAUCCCAUAUAUGCACACCACAUUCAAGGGUACACGCAUGCACAGCCUGUGUGGUCGGCCUUACCACAGUAUUCGUAUGCCUAUGAGCAGCACACACUCUCUCCGACAGCAGGAGACACUUUCGCCCAUGCUCGAGUGAUGAGUUCGGGCCACACAACGCCAGCUGAGCCGAUAGUAGUUGAUGGACACAAUGGGUAUGCCCCGAUCCCACCAGGGCAUCCUGCGAUGUACCGUAACGGUGUUGAGGUCGACUACGGGCAAUCUGUUCCCCCAACUGUAGAGUUCAACGUUGAUGAACUUCUGGAGUACCAAAGACGGCGCAGCAGUGCCACAUCCGAGGAGAAGGAAUCUCUAACACCAGCACAGCGUAGGCGGAAGGCACAGAAUCGGGCUGCCCAACGAGCGUUUCGAGAUCGCAAACGCCAGCGAGUACAAGAACUAGAAGCUCAAUUGUCGGCUCUAGAGGUACGGACCAACUCUCUGGAAUCGGAUAACGAGAAAUUGAGACACGAGCUGCUCCGUACAAAGGAAGAAAACGAAGUCCUACGAGGCAUUAAGCAACCCCUGUCGCCGAACCACGUUAUGAGGGCCGACCGACGCAGAACAGUAACAACAAUAGACAGGAUUAAUAUAGACCUACCAGCCCAAUAA
This is a messenger RNA of Aureobasidium melanogenum CBS 110374, 693 nucleotides long. RefSeq lists its product as uncharacterized. Gene Ontology annotation, cellular component: RNA polymerase II transcription regulator complex. Gene Ontology annotation, molecular function: transcription cis-regulatory region binding; DNA-binding transcription activator activity, RNA polymerase II-specific. The transcript is spliced from 3 exons. NCBI's taxonomy places the organism in Eukaryota, Fungi, Ascomycota, Dothideomycetes, Dothideales, Saccotheciaceae. The record is from RefSeq and is a predicted model, not a curated record. The coding region runs from base 1 to 693 and encodes 230 amino acids.